Molecule: messenger RNA, 885 nt
Organism: Ilyonectria robusta
Lineage: Eukaryota; Fungi; Ascomycota; Sordariomycetes; Hypocreales; Nectriaceae
Product: cell division control protein
Exons: 2
Coding region: 1-885 (294 amino acids)
Source: RefSeq, a predicted model, not a curated record
AUGAUGGAGUCACUAUUGUCGCUCGCAUUCGACAACCUGUCGUCCUACGACGGCCCCAAGGUCCGCAAGGGUCUGCGCCAGGUCGAGGGCCUACUCGCCCAGAUCUGCCUGUCCAACCCGCGCAACGACCGCACGAAGGGUGGCAGAGACCCCGAUAAGGACGACUCCGAAGCUUCGCCCGCGCGCAACAAGGACCUCGCGCAGCUGGGUCAGGACCCCGCAUUCCGCGAAUUCUUUAAGCUGCAGGAGGGCUUCGAGUGGAACGUUGCCAUGCGCUUGAUUGGCACCCUCGACCGACUCAUGGCCAAGGGAAGCGAUGGCCAGAAUGACCUCUUGAUCCUCAGCGCUCUCGAUCUCAUCCAGGGCGCUCUGCUGCUGCACCCUCCUAGCAAGUCGUUGUUCAGCCGGGAACAGAACAUGAACCUUCUCCUCGACCUCCUCGAGCCCUUCAACUGUCCAGCGAUCCAAUCCGCAACCCUCCUAACUCUCGUCACGGCCCUUAUCGACACUCCCCGAAACACACGCACCUUCGAGGACCUAGACGGCCUCCUCACUGUCACCUCUCUCUUCAAGUCGCGCUCUACCGCCCGCGAAGUUAAGCUCAAACUCGUCGAGUUCCUCUACUUUUAUCUUAUGCCUGAGAUGCCUUCGAUCCCCCGUGCCGACCAGCGCGACUCUGUCCCAGGUAUGCUCCAGCGCAGCCCCAGCAAGCUAGCUGGUGCCUUCGCCGCCGAGUCCCGUCGGAAGCGCUCCGGCUCUGUCGACGGCGAGAUCACCCUCACUACCGAGGAGAAGCAGGAACUGCUAAGCCAGCACCUGAGCAGCGUUGAGGACCUUGUCAAGGACCUCCGGACCUGUGCCCCCUUUGGAGGUGUUGUUUGUUAA